GGUAACGCUGGUGCUUUGCUGUCGAGUCACCUCUGUCAAGCGGGAUGGGGGAAAAGGAACCGCUAUCAUGCUGAUAAACGCAGGAUCCCGACGGACUGAGCGUCAAUAACUUGAUGUAUUUACGUUCAGCCUGACCGUUUAUCUUCAAAUUACCGAAAUUGUCCCGUUACAGUUUGCCAAAAUGAUGGAAGAAAUCGACAGAUUCCAAGUGCCUCCUGUCAACGGAGAGACACAGCCUUUGGACCCAGCAGCAUCGUCCACUUUAGAGGCAGCAUCUGACCCUAAAGGAGAGAAUGUGGCCAUGAACUACAAGCCCUCCCCACUGCAGGUCCAGAUAGAGAAACAGAGAGACCUUGCCAGGAAGGCGUCAGUGAAGAACGGCACUGUGGGAAGUCCUGUCAAUCAGCAACCCAAGAAGAACGCCAGGACAAGGUUGGUGGUGCCAAACAAAGGUUACUCCUCUUUAGACCAGAGCCCGGAUGAGAAGCCGCUGGUUGCACUGGACACUGACAGUGACGAUGACUUCGACAUGUCCAGAUACUCUUCAUCAGGAUACUCCUCAGCCGAGGUGAGAUGUCUGAGGGACCAGCAAAUUAACCAGGAUUUGAACAUCCAGCUCCUGAAGGACGGGUACCGGCUUGACGAGAUACCAGACGACGAGGACCUGGAUCUGAUCCCCCCCAAAGCAGUCAACCCCACCUGCAUGUGCUGUCAGGCUGCUUCCUCCACUGCCUGUCAGAUCCAGUAGCUACCCCGCUCCUCCUUCAUCCCCAGAAGUUUCUUUUUGCCAGCUGCUGAACAGAAUGGCAUCGAGGAGAAAAUAAAGAUCAACUUGAAAACAGGCAAAAGAGGAUGAGAAACUGAAUAUGUGCAGCACCUGUGCAUGUUCCUCCUAUGGCAGGAUCUGUGUCUUACGUCUGCAGUGUUGGUUCAGCACGGAUGGAUUCAACGUGUGUCAGAGACCUUACCUCGAAGAAAACAGCGCUGCUUUUGCUUCUCCGUUUGAGUUUAUGCUUAGGGAGUUUUUGUUUUGCAUAAACGGUUUGUGCAAUGUCGCAAAAGAGGAGAAACGACCUGAAUGGAGGAGAAAGUUUCAGCCAAAUGACUUUUUGUCAUCAUUACUGUGUCAGUGGGCUGUCCAAGCACCCCACUUUGUCUCCUGGGGUAUAAUUUACCAUCCAUUAUAAUGGACUGUAGUUUGAACAAGGCCAUUUUAUUUCCAAUUCCCUGAAUUCUUUCAGCUGCUCUGCUUCGUCUUCCCUCUUGAUAUCAGCAUCAGACUCCAAAACAAUGUGAGUGAGUCCGGCCAUGCCAGGAAAACAGUGCGAAUGAAACACGACUGGUCACCCUCUUCACAUCAAGCGCCAAUCUGUGUUAUACUGAGAUUAUCCUGGUUAUAUUUGUUUUAUGUUUAGUUAUAAGAAGCUAAAAAAAUGCAUGUUGCCUGUUAACACUGUGUCCAGAUGACAGAUGUGCCGAUAUUUAUUUUUAUCCUACUGACCUACAGCCAACCCCCCAUACUAAAGAAAGAUGCCGUACUUUGUAAAAUGGAACAUCGGUCAUAUUUAGGUUCACCUACUGCCAUUUUAAUACACGUAGAGGGGGAAAAAAACAUAAUGAGCUGCUGAGUCACUGCACAUUGUGUAGUUAUUCAUGAAACAUCAACGUUUUUAUUGUAGAACCUAUAAAAUAAGGCAAAUUAGUGAAGGUAAAGCUUAGAAAUGUCUUAGUUUUGAUACAAGGAAUGUUCUUGAGCUGAUGCCCCAUAGUUAUAAUUAAUCCUCCUGAUAAAGAUGUAAAAAAAAAAAAAAAAGAUUGUCUAUCAAAUGAAAUCACAACUGAUCCAUUUGUUUAUCUCUAGAAGCUAUUAAGCAGGAGCCGUGCAUGAACAAAUCAUACUCAGUGUACAGUAUGGAGAGACUACCUUCCUUCACAAGCAUGCUGUUGGAUGUUUGAGUACCCCGGUGGGAACCCAAGCAUGCACAGAGAGAUCAAAAAACUCCUACAGAAAGACUGGAAAGCGAGUAUGAAAACCCAGGACUUUAUGGAAGUAAUGAGUCCUGUGUGUCUUAAUUACUCCUCAAACAACACACAAAAAACAAGAAACCUCUAAAGUAAACAGCUGCUUCCUUUGUUUUUCUGUAUUCCUGUGAUCAAAUUCUAUCAAGGAAGUUUUCAUUUGAAACUUGGCUUCAUGUUUCCCCUUGAGCAUAAAUAUGACGCAGGCCUGUUCCUACUAAUCGUUCUUCAAAUUGAGCAACUCAAGAAAACCUGAAAUUCCACAGUGGCAUUAGUGGUAAGACUAAAGAUACUGGAUAGAAAAUUUUACAUUUUUAAAGGGCAACGCUGACCGUAGAAAAAAGGUUAUCUUAGAGUAACAGACAAAAAAAAAUAUAUUUCAUGACUUUUAUACAUAUUUUAACUAGGGAUGCCAAUAAUUGUGUAAGGUGCAUUUUCUGGAAAAACGUUAUACAUUUAGCACUAGAAGAGCUGUGUGUUUGUCCUACAUUCUCUCCUAUUGGUUGUGAAUCUCAAUAAGCAGUCCUUCAUGUCAUUAAAAAUGAUUUUAUUUGUUUGAAUCUUACUGACCUCCACAGUUCUCUGUACCAUCUGUCAAGGCACCCUGCAGAAUUUACCCUAUAGGAUCCAAACAUGUAGAUGGAAAGUAAACUAAAGGAAGAGAUUGUAGACAUUGG
Molecule: messenger RNA, 2696 nt
Organism: Cyprinodon variegatus (sheepshead minnow)
Lineage: Eukaryota; Metazoa; Chordata; Actinopteri; Cyprinodontiformes; Cyprinodontidae
Gene: fam219aa
Product: protein FAM219A-like
Exons: 6
Coding region: 182-748 (188 amino acids)
Source: RefSeq, a predicted model, not a curated record